AUGGACGCAUAUCAUGAAUUCAUUCAACCUACUAGGGUGUCACAAUGUAUUGGAUGUAAUUUUAUUAGUCCAACGUCAAAGAGUUUGAUUGUUGGGAAGGCUACAGUGUUACAAGUUUUCGAGAUAAUAACUACCGAAACCAAGACCCAGCAAUAUAAAUUGAAGUUGGUAGAACAGUUCAAGCUCCAUGGAUUGAUAACUGACAUAAAGGCUAUUAGAACUGUUGAGAACCUGCAGUUGGACUAUUUAUUGGUAUCUAGCAAGGGCGCCAAGAUGUCAUUAAUCAAAUGGGACCAUCACUUGAAUUCGAUUAGUACUGUUUCGUUACACUAUUAUGAAAAUUCUAUCCAAAGUUCAACAUAUGAAAAAUUGACUACUACUGAUUUAGUAGUAGAGCCUAAUAACAACUGUACAUGUUUAAGAUUUAAAAAUUUGUUGACAUUUUUACCUUUUGAAACUUUAGAUGAGGAGGAGGAAGACGACGAUGACGACGAAGAAAUGAAUGGUAGCUCUGGCAGCGAUAAGAAAGCCACUAAUAAGGAAAAUGGUAACUCGAAUGGAGAAGAAGUAUCAGAACUUUUUGAAUCGAGCUUUAUGAUUGAUGGACGUACCUUAGAUUCUAGAAUUGGAGAUAUAAUAGACAUGCAAUUCUUAUACAAUUACAGAGAACCAACGAUUGCAAUAAUUUUCCUGAAAGCUCAUGCUUGGGCUGGUAACUUACCGAAAGUAAAAGACAAUAUCAAUUUUAUUGUAUUGUCAUUAGACCUCGUAACUAAGGCAUCCACUACGGUCUUGAAGAUCGAUAAUUUGCCAUUUGAUAUAGAUAAAAUUAUUCCAUUACCUCAGCCUUUAAAUGGUAGUUUACUAAUGGGAUGUAACGAAAUAAUUCAUGUCGAUAAUGGUGGUAUUACAAGAAGAUUAGCAUUGAAUCAAUUUACAUCGUCGAUUACAACCUCGCUCAAGAAUUACCAUGAUCAAUCAGACUUGAACUUAAAGCUAGAAAACUGUUCCGUAAAGCCUAUUCCUAAUGAUAAUAAAGUUUUGAUGAUCCUAAAUAAUGGAGAUUUCUAUUAUAUAAAUUUUAAAAUUGAUGGCAAAACUAUUAAGAAAUUUUUCGUAGAAAAAGUUUCAGAUCUAAACUAUGACGAUAUCCAAUUAACAUAUCCUGGUGAAAUUGCUACCCUUGAUAAUAAUUUGAUGUUCAUUAGUAAUAAAAAUGGUAAUAACCCUUUACUUGAGUUGAAAUAUAAGAACUUUGAACAUGUUAUUGUGCAAGAGAAUGAGGAAAAUAGCAACCCAUUAGAUAAUGAAGAUGAAGAAGACGAUUUAUAUGAAGAGGAUGAGGUCAAUAAGAAAAUCUCAAUUAAUAAAAGUCUGAUUGAAUUUAUAAAGCACGAUGAAUUGUUGAAUAAUGGUCCAAUUUCAAAUUUCACGCUUGGUCAUUAUUCCACCGAUAAAUUCAAGUCAAGCUUACCGAAUCCAAAUUACAAAGAAGUUUCGAUUAUAAGCAAUUCGGGAUCCCAUAAACAGGGUGGUUUAAACAUACUUACACCAAGUGUGCAGCCCAUAAUUCAGUCAUCCUUAAGUUUUUCACAGAUCCAUAGAAUGUGGACAAUUAACAAUGAGUUUUUGAUUACCUCUGACGAUGAAAAUUUCAAGUCUGAAAUUUUUCAACUUAAUAAAUCUUUUGCAAGAUUGAAUUCCAAGGAUUUUAUCAACAACGAAUCAACGAUUGGGAUGCAUGAAUUGAAUAAUAGUGAAUUCUUUUUACAAGUGACACCAAAGAAAAUAUUUGUAUUCAAUAAAAAGUUCAAGAAAAUCAUCUCAUUUAACAAAGAGUUGAAAAAAUAUGCAAAUGAUGAAAUUAUUUAUAGUACUUUUAAUGACGAGUUUUUAAUGGUAUUUUUCUCCAGUGGUGAGGUGGUUAUUUAUUCCAUUAACACAUACAAUGAAUCAUUUACCAAGAUAAACAUUCCUAAAAUAUUGAAUGAUACUAUUAUUACUACGGGUUAUAUAACAAAUUCGAGUUUGCUUAAUGCAGUACUGAAAGACAUAAAUUUAUUGAUUAAUAAGAAUAGAGGAACUAAAAGAAAGCACAGUGGAAAAAAUACAAGUAUUACAAGUAUUAAUACACCUGACUCUGAUUUGGGACCAAAACUGAAAACUUUCAUAUUAGUUACUGGUGAUAAUAGGAUAGUUGCGUUCAAUAGAUUUCAUAAUGAAAGAUGCUACCAAUUAAAUGAUGUUGAUAAAUUUACAGAUCAUCUCUCAUUGGGAUUUUUUGAACCAAGAGACACCUACCCUGAUCCGUUUAUCAAGAAUAUAAUUUUUAAUGAACUAGGAGAUGAAUACUCAAAAGAUGAGUAUUUAACUAUUUUGACCAUUGGAGGUGAAAUUUUAGUUUACAAACUAUUUUUUGAUGGUGAAAAUUUUAAGCUUGUGAAAGAAAAAGAUUUAAUCAUUACUGGUGCCCCUGACAAUGCAUAUUCUUUAGGUACCACUAUUGAAAGAAGACUCGUUUAUUUUCCAAAUGUUAAUGGCUUUACAUCUAUAUUUGUUACUGGUAUUACACCAUACUACAUUUCAAAAACAACUCAUUCUGUUCCGAGAAUUUUUAAAUUUACAAAGCUUCCGGCUGUAUCAUUUGCGCCAUAUUCGGAUGACAAAAUUAAGAAUGGAUUAAUUUAUCUUGAUAAUUCUAAAAAUGCAAGAAUAUGUGAGAUACCAGUUGAUUUUAAUUAUGAAAACAAUUGGCCAAUCAAGAAAAUUCCUAUUAAGGAGAGUAUCAAGUCGGUAACGUAUCAUGAGCUUUCAAAUACGUUUGUAAUUUCAACUUACGAAGAAAUACCAUAUGAUUGCUUAGAUGAAGAAGGUAAGCCAAUUGUUGGUGUUGAUAAGUCGAAGCCUUCUGCAAAUUCGUAUAAAGGAUAUAUCAAGUUAAUUUCUCCAUAUAAUUGGUCUGUCAUUGAUACAAUUGAACUAGUUGAUGGUGAAAUUGGUAUGAAUGUUCAAUCUAUGGUUCUUGAUGUUGGAUCGAGUACUAAAAAAUUUAAAAAUAAGAAAGAGUUGAUCGUCAUUGGUACUGGUAAAUAUAGAAUGGAGGACUUAAGUGCUAAUGGCUCAUUCAAAAUAUUUGAAAUUAUUGACAUUAUUCCAGAGCCUGGUAAACCUGAAACUAAUCACAAGUUUAAGGAAAUACAUCAGGAAGAUACGAAGGGGGCUGUUACCUCGAUAUGUGAGAUUAGUGGACGUUUCUUGGUUUCGCAAGGGCAAAAGAUCAUUAUACGGGACUUGCAAGAUGAUGGUGUCGUUCCUGUGGCAUUUUUGGACACUUCAGUCUAUGUUUCGGAAGCGAAGAGUUUUGGGAAUUUGUUAAUUCUUGGUGACUCAUUGAAAAGUAUUUGGCUUGCAGGGUUUGAUGCAGAGCCAUUUAGAAUGGUUAUGCUAGGUAAAGAUUUGCAAUCUUUGGAUGUAAACUGUGCUGACUUUAUCAUAAAGGACGAAGAGAUCUUUAUACUUAUUGCUGAUAAUAAUAGUACAUUACACCUAGUUAAAUAUGAUCCUGAAGAUCCCACGUCUUCUAAUGGCCAAAGAUUGAUUCAUAAGGCAUCGUUCAAUAUUAAUUCUACACCUACAUGUAUCAGGUCUAUUCCUAAGAAUGAAGAAAUUAAUCCUUCAAGUACGGAAGUCUUUCAAUCGAUUGGUUCAACAAUCGAUGGUUCCUUUUAUACGGUUUUCCCCAUCAACGAAGCCAGUUAUAGAAGAAUGUAUAUUCUACAACAGCAAAUCACCGAUAAAGAAUAUCACUUCUGUGGAUUAAACCCAAGACUAAACAGAUUUGGUGGUUUAUCAAUGACUGUGAAUGAUACUAAUACAAAGCCUUUAUUGGACUACGAGGUUAUUAGAAUGUUUGCUAAAUUGAAUGAAGAUAGGAGGAAGAAUUUAUCCAUGAAAGUAAGUUCUAAGAAUGUAUACCAAGAUAUUUGGAAGGAUCUUAUUGAGUUCGACCAUGUAUUGAAAAAUUUAUAG
Molecule: messenger RNA, 4029 nt
Organism: Debaryomyces hansenii CBS767
Lineage: Eukaryota; Fungi; Ascomycota; Pichiomycetes; Serinales; Debaryomycetaceae
Product: cleavage/polyadenylation factor CFT1
Exons: 1
Coding region: 1-4029 (1342 amino acids)
Cellular component (GO): mRNA cleavage and polyadenylation specificity factor complex; nucleus
Molecular function (GO): protein binding; nucleic acid binding
Source: RefSeq, a predicted model, not a curated record